AUGUCUCCAAAAAACUGUGUGUCCGAUCCAGCAGAUAUAGUAUUUUUAUUGGAUGAAAGUGGAAGUAUUGGUCCACAGAACUUUGAUUUAGAAUUAAAUUUCAUUGCGGAAUUUGCUCAACAUUACACCAUAGGACCUAAUGAUGUUCAAAUGGGAGUUAUAACAUUUAAUACACAGGUCAGAGACCACUUCAAAUUGAAAAAUUACGCAAAUAUAAACGACCUUACAAGAGGAAUACGUUCCAUUCACUAUCAUCACGGUGGCACAAGAACUGACUUGGCGAUAGAUUAUGUUGUCCAGAACAGCUUUUCCCCCGGGAGUGGAGCUAGAAGUAACGUCCCUCACUUUUUGAUAGUUAUAUCGGACGGGAAUUCGAAUAAGCCACGGCUAACUGAAGCAGCUGCUAUACGCUUGCACCAAACAAAUAUCAAUACAUUCGCUGUUGGGGUUGGUCAUGUUAACCUGGUCGAAUUGAAUACAAUUGCAUCUAGUAGGACAAACCAUGUGUUUACAGUGAAUACUCAUCUAGAACUGAAAAUUCCACUGAAAGCAAUACGUUGUCCUAGUUUCCAGAAUAUUGCUGUAGUGCCAUCAAGGACACUAUCUAUUAUGGAUUCACGGAAAAAAUUAUCUCGUAAAUAG
Molecule: messenger RNA, 642 nt
Organism: Mytilus trossulus (common blue mussel)
Lineage: Eukaryota; Metazoa; Mollusca; Bivalvia; Mytilida; Mytilidae
Product: cartilage matrix protein-like
Exons: 5
Coding region: 1-642 (213 amino acids)
Source: RefSeq, a predicted model, not a curated record